GCGCGUCUCUCGAGUUUCACCGGUCAAGCUCCCUCUAGCCUUCCAGCCCUCCGAGCCAAGUAAGCUCUCUUUUUUCUUCCUUAGUUUUCCCUUUUAUUCUUCGUUUUUCUCCCCGGUCGAUGUCUUCUUCUGAUAGUCAAGACAUUUCUGCCUCGGAUGCCCGCGCAUCCGAGGAAUCUCUUUCUUCUUCUUCCUCGACCGGGUCGUCUUCCCCCAUUCCUCAGCCCCGGUCGACUCCAAACCCUAGCAUCCCUGAACCACGGCCGGUAAAUCAGAUGCCCGGUCAAGUAUUUCAGGAGAGGGAUGCACCGGUCGAAGAUGAGCCGGCUCCCUAUGACCCUGAUGACGAAUCGUACGAGGAAUGGGUGGACCGGCUCGACGCAGCCGGUUAUUCUCCCCUUCCUACCGGCUACCCCGCCGAUAUAGUCCCCCGGGUUUCCAAGAUUGCUCAAAACAAAGCCCGUAGGAAUCUCCCGGAGGGGUAUGUCCUUGAAUACGACCCUAACUGGCCCAACAUCAUCGAGCCUCACCGGGAUGAUAGGGUAGGGUUCCAUAUCGUCUCCCUGGAGAGUGGCACCGUUUUCCCCCUUUGCCCCCUUCUAGUCGAGUUGUGCCACUGUUUCAAGAUCCUCCCUGGGCAAAUUACGCCCAAUGCCCACCGUUUCCUUAAUGCCUUCGUGAAUAUUUGUAUAGAGCUUAAGAUUGAUCCUUCCCUCCGCUUGUUUCUCUACUUGUUUGAAGUCCUUCCCGAUAUGAACUUCAGGUCCUUCGGCAUUCCCAAUACUACCGGUGGCUCUUCUUCAGCUGCCCCCAAGACUGGACCGGGCCAACCAGAAACCGUCGAGAUCCACGACGAGGAGGAAACUCCCCAGACCGGGGGACUUGACCAGUCUGGGAAGGCACCGGCGAAUCCUUCCCCCAGCAAGGGGAAGGGAAAGAAGAGGGUGAAGCAAGCUGCCACCACCCAUCCGUCCUCCAAGAAGAGAAGAGAGGAGCCCUCCCCGGUCAGGGAAUCCAUGGAAGAGUUGUGGGUCAAGAUGACCCUCAAACUGAAAGAGAUGGGCGAAGUCGGCCCGGGAACUUUGGAGAAGGACCUGAUAGCCCGGCAGCUUGAAGAGGUGACCAAUCUCUCGAAGAUUGCCGAGGGGGCCAAAGCAGAGACCCUCCAGCUGAAGGAAGAAAAUUUGAAGCUGAUGGAGGACCUGGAGCUAAAGGAGCGAGAAUUCCCCGGCAAGGCCAAGUAGUGGAUGGAGGACAAUCUGGUGGAAGCUGCCCGGGUACUCACUUCCUCUGAGGAGAGAACAAUGGAAGGCUUCAGGUUGUUGUACCGGGAGGAGCAUGGGAAGGAGAUGAUUACUCAGGUCGGCUCUUACGGCUUCAUGUCAGGUCAGAAGAGUGACCGGGAGGCCACUCAUGCGAUCCUUGCUGAAUGGGAU
This is a messenger RNA of Cuscuta campestris, 1436 nucleotides long. NCBI's taxonomy places the organism in Eukaryota, Viridiplantae, Streptophyta, Magnoliopsida, Solanales, Convolvulaceae. The record is from the annotation of a GenBank genome assembly.